Molecule: messenger RNA, 1151 nt
Organism: Hordeum vulgare subsp. vulgare (domesticated barley)
Lineage: Eukaryota; Viridiplantae; Streptophyta; Magnoliopsida; Poales; Poaceae
Exons: 4
Coding region: 203-733 (176 amino acids)
Source: RefSeq, a predicted model, not a curated record
GCCGAAGGAGGCGUGGUCAUGCUCGUGCCAGGAGGCGACGUUGAAAACGGCUCCGUCGACGCGGAUGGAGCCUCGGCGCACCGCAUUGACCUGGUGAGCCGGCUGCGUGAAGAUCACGAAGAAGUGCUCCGAGUGGUGCGCCGUGACGCGCACAGAGUGUACUAGAACGGCAAGCUGCGUCUCCAGGGCCCUUCCCACCGUCAUGGGGGACGAGGCGUUGACCCCAUCGGCGACAGUGAGGGUGACAUCAUGGCUCCUCAGGAAGAAGAUCGCCUCGUCCACCGCAGGUGACGGGAUGGCCACCGAACGGCUUUCCCUGGGACGGCGCGACGGGUCGACGUGGUGGAGCAUGGUCGGCAGCAGCGACGACAUGGCGGUGGAGGCCGGCGAUGGAGGGAAGCAGAUGCGGGCGUGGAGCGACUCGCCGGGAGGAGGUGGGCCUAGCCGGCUCCUAGCCGAGCUGGAGGCACCCGGCAGGAGGUGGCGCUACGGGCAGAGUUUAGCUAUGUGUCCCGCUCUCCUGCAGAGGAUGCAGUGUACAUGGUCCCGGCAGCCGGCCAUAUGGUGCCUUCUACUUAAGCAGUGGAAGCAGCGUCCACGGAAGAGGGCGGUGAAGGAGGAGGGCGGCGAGCUUCCAUUGAAAGCUCGGGAGCGGUCCGUCCGCUUCUCCCCGGGCGCGGCCGCGAGACCAGCAGAUCGCCUCUACUUAGCCCGGCGAGCUAUGCCCCUAUGAGAGGACUCCGCCGCCCUCGUCGUGCUCUUGGCUGAGGUCUCCGUCGCCCUCGCCAUGCUCUUGGCUGAGGUCUCCAUCGCCUGUUCCAUGUAUUCCAGCGUAGACCAACGAUGGAUACAAUGACCAAGAGUCUUUUAUACCAUGAACCAUUUGGAUGGAAGAAUCUCAUGUUGCUAUGGAGUAGGUGGUAAGAUUUUGACAACGGCAGCCUGUCACAUGUUACUAGGAUCUACAUUGGUACGAAGUUCUCAUACAAAUGUAAAAAAAAUAGACACAUGUUCCACGUUGAUUAUCAUUAGCAAUCAUAUAUAUUAGUGUUUAGAGCCACAAGGGAUAAUGUACUCAUGUCGAUCGAACAUGCUAUAUUUAACAAGUUAUCUUCUGCAGCCUAUCUUUUUUCCGUCAUUCAGUUAGUGUG